Messenger RNA from Protobothrops mucrosquamatus (brown spotted pit viper), 288 nucleotides. RefSeq names its product high mobility group AT-hook 2 (gene HMGA2). The record is from RefSeq and is a predicted model, not a curated record. Gene Ontology annotation, biological process: regulation of DNA-templated transcription. Gene Ontology annotation, molecular function: DNA binding; transcription coregulator activity. NCBI's taxonomy places the organism in Eukaryota, Metazoa, Chordata, Lepidosauria, Squamata, Viperidae. The transcript has 4 exons. The coding region runs from base 1 to 288 and encodes 95 amino acids. Gene Ontology annotation, cellular component: chromatin; nucleus.
AUGAGCGCACGAGGUGACGGAGCCGGGCAGCCUUCGACUUCUUCCGCGGCUGCCAAGGAACAACCUGCCACCGCCGAACCGCCGAAGAGGGGACGAGGGAGACCCAGGAAACAGCCCCAAGAACCUACAGGAGAGCCAUCUCCCAAAAGACCAAGAGGAAGACCUAAAGGAAGCAAAAACAAGAGUCCCUCUAAAGCAGCUCAGAAGAAAGCAGAAGCCACUGGAGAAAAACGACCAAGAGGCCGACCCAGGAAAUGGUGUCCAGGGACAACUCUGCCUCAGAGUUAA